Molecule: messenger RNA, 1467 nt
Organism: Diaporthe amygdali
Lineage: Eukaryota; Fungi; Ascomycota; Sordariomycetes; Diaporthales; Diaporthaceae
Product: riboflavin transporter mch5
Exons: 2
Coding region: 1-1467 (488 amino acids)
Biological process (GO): transmembrane transport
Cellular component (GO): fungal-type vacuole membrane
Molecular function (GO): transmembrane transporter activity
Source: RefSeq, a predicted model, not a curated record
AUGCCUGACUCUGUCAGCGCGAAGUCAGACUCGUCGAGAGACCUCGACGACAAGCAACGAAAGGAAGAUGCGACCCCCUACCAGUCAAAAAGGCCGUCCUUGGAUCGCAUCCAAUCGAAGAACAGUCAAACAAAUGCAAACACCUUUGGAGAACCAAGAAACGUCGCCGAGGCAGACAUCAUAGAGGGUGAGAGGGAGGCGGCUCAGGAUGGCGAAAAGAAAGCCGCUGGUCCACCGCCUGGCUCAGGUUUCCACCCCAGCGACUUCCCCGACGGCGGGCUUCAGGCCUGGAUGGUGGUCUUUGGUGGCUGGUGCGGCCUCUUUUGCACCUUCGGGUUCAUCAACUGCAUCGGCGUGUUCCAGGAGUACUACGUUCGCGGCCCACUUUCCGACUACUCGGCCAGUACCGUCUCGUGGAUCACGUCAAUGGAGGUCUGGGGCAUGGUCUUCUUCGGACUGAUCUUCGGGCGCGUCUUUGAUGUUUACGGCCCGCGGUGGAUGCUCAUCAUCGGCACGGUAAUCUACAUCUUCGCCUUGAUGAUGACGAGUCUCUGCUCCGAGUACUGGCAGUUCUUCCUCGCGCAGGGAGUGUGCGCCGGAAUUUCCGCGUCGGCCGUGUUCAACGCCUGCAUGACGAGUGUCUUCUCCUGGUUCUUUAAGAAGAGAGCCGCAGCGCUCGGCAUCAUGGUGAGCGGCAGCUCCGUCGGCGGCGUUGUUAUGCCGAUCAUGAUCCAGAAGCUUAUCCCCAAGAUCGGCUUCCCUUGGACGAUGCGAGCAGUGGCUUUUGUCUACCUAGGGCUGCUCGCCAUCAGCUGCGUGACCAUCAAGACCAGGCUGCCUCCACAGCCGAAGCCACUGGUCGUCGCAGACUACCUCGCGGGUUUCAGGGAGCCAGCGUUCGCCCUGACCUUGGCCGGAAACUUCCUCUUCUUCUGGGGCAUGUUCAUCCCCUUCAAUUAUGUCAUUUUGCAGGCACAAAAGGCUGGCAUGGACCCGACUCUCGUUGAGUAUCUCCUGCCUAUCAUCAACGCCGUCAGCAUAUUCGGACGAAUUGUUCCAGGGAUUGUCGCAGACAAGGUGGGCCGCUAUAACACGGUCGUAUGUAUAACAACGCUGUCGACGAUUGUGACCCUUGCCGUCUGGAUUCCUUCCAACAACUCGUCAGCCGCUCUCAUCGUCUUCGCGAUCCUCUUUGGUUUCGCCUCUGGUGGCGUCAUCUCUAUCAGCCCCUCCCUCAUCGCACAAAUCUCCGACAUCCGCCAGAUUGGUAACCGCAACGGCAUUGCGUUCGUUGCUAUGAGUUUCGGUGCUCUGACUGGCUCACCCAUCGCCGGCGCCAUUGUGUCUCGCCAGCACGGUGACUAUCUGGGCCUGCAGCUAUUCUGCGGCUUGGCUAUGGGUUGUUCGGUAUUUGUCUACAUUGCUGCACGGUUUGUGCAGGUGGGAUUCAAGAUGACGAAGAUCUGA